Diplodia corticola is the source of this 1602-nucleotide messenger RNA. Its product is annotated as protoheme ix farnesyltransferase. Bases 1 to 1602 code for a protein of 533 amino acids. Gene Ontology annotation, cellular component: mitochondrion; membrane. Gene Ontology annotation, molecular function: protoheme IX farnesyltransferase activity. NCBI's taxonomy places the organism in Eukaryota, Fungi, Ascomycota, Dothideomycetes, Botryosphaeriales, Botryosphaeriaceae. The record is from RefSeq and is a predicted model, not a curated record. Gene Ontology annotation, biological process: heme biosynthetic process. The transcript has a single exon.
AUGAUCCUCCGACCGCCCCUGCUGCGCAAUGCGCCGCCUCUGCACAAUGCCGCUCCCCUGUGUCUGCGCUGCCUGCGCAGGCUCGAACGCUCCAAGCUCCCGCCCGCCCGCCGCCUGCUGUCCACCUCGCGCGCUGUCAACGACGCCGCCAUCGCCGCCCGCAACCCCCGCACCCCGUUCAAGAAGGAAUACUUUUGGGCCAAUGCCGUCCUGGACGACGUGCUGCAGGGCGCGCGACGCGGCGUAUGGAGCACCGCCGUCCCCGGCCGCAAUGCCGACAACAACAAGGACGAUGCCGCCGCCGCCGCGCCCUCGACGCUGCACGACCAACCCAAGAUAACCCACGUCGUCGGCACCCACGCCACCGCAGGCACCGAGCUCGCCAACGAGCUGCCCCACCGCCGCCGGAAGCGCCUAAGAGAAGAAGCCAAGCAGCAAGCCGCCUCAGAAACCGAGAUCCGCCCCGACGCCUCGGCCGCCCUCUCGACCAGCGCGCAAGCCCUCCCCGCCCAGUCGCUCCGCCGCCGCUUCUUCACCUACCUCGCCCUCACCAAACCGCGCCUCUCCUUCCUCAUCGUCCUCACCGCCACCGUCCCCUACGCCAUCUACCCCGUCCCCGCCCUCCUCGCCCCAGCCGCGACAUCCACGCCCUCCCUCUCCACCCUCACCCUCCUCUUCCUCACCACCGGCACCGCCCUCUCCUCCGCCUCCGCCAACACCUUCAACAUGCUCUUCGAGCCCGCCCACGACGCCAAAAUGAGCCGCACCAAGAACCGGCCCCUCGUCCGCGGCCUCGUCAGCAAGCGCGCCGCGCUCGUCUUCGCGCUCGCCACGGGCGCCGCGGGCCUCGCCUCGCUCCACUACGGCGUCAACCCCACCGUCGCCUUCCUCGGGGGGCUCAACAUCGCCCUCUACGCCGCCGUCUACACGCCGCUCAAGCGCCUCUCCGUCGUCAACACCUGGGUCGGCGCCGUCGUCGGCGGCAUCCCCCCGCUCAUGGGCUGGACCGCCGCCGCCGGCCAGUGCGCCACGGGCGCCGGCGCCUGGCACGAACUGCUGCUGGGUCCCGGCAGCGCGGGGGGUUGGCUCCUCGGCGCGCUGCUGUUCGCGUGGCAGUUUCCGCACUUCAACGCGCUGUCGUGGACGAUCAGGGAGGAGUACAGGAACGCGGGGUACCGCAUGCUGGCGUGGACGAACGCGCGGAUGAACGGGCGCGUCGCGCUGCGGUACUCGCUGCUGAUGUUCCCCGUCUGCGUCGGGCUGGCGGCGGUCGGCGUGACGGAUUGGGGGUUCGUCGCGACGAGCUCGGCCAUCAACGGGUGGAUGACGUACGCGGCCGCGAGGUUCUGGUGGUACGAGGGCGCGAGGGGCACCGCCCGCGCCUUGUUUUGGGCGAGCGUGUGGCAUUUGCCCAUCGUGCUGGUGCUGGCCAUGGCGCAUAAGAAGGGGUUGUGGCAGCGGGUGUGGAACUCGGUUGUCGGCGAGCCGGUUGUGGAGGAAGACGAAGAGGAGGACGAUGAGUACUGGGACGAGGAUGAGGACGAACAGAAGGCGGUGCCGCAGCCUCCGGGAAAGCCGCUUGUGCCGGUCGCUGGUAGGUAG